Molecule: messenger RNA, 162 nt
Organism: Mycotypha africana
Lineage: Eukaryota; Fungi; Mucoromycota; Mucoromycetes; Mucorales; Mycotyphaceae
Exons: 1
Biological process (GO): regulation of transcription by RNA polymerase II
Cellular component (GO): PcG protein complex; transcription regulator complex
Molecular function (GO): RNA polymerase II cis-regulatory region sequence-specific DNA binding; DNA-binding transcription factor activity, RNA polymerase II-specific
Source: RefSeq, a predicted model, not a curated record
AAAUACGUAUGCCCUCAAUGCAACAAAAGGUUCUCGAGGCCAUCCUCAUUGAAAACGCAUACAUAUUCACACACGGGAGAAAAGCCGUACGUUUGUGGAUUUCCUACCUGUAACAAAAAAUUCAGCGUACAAAGCAAUAUGCGAAGACAUAUGAAAGUUCAU